Lynx canadensis (Canada lynx) is the source of this 726-nucleotide messenger RNA. Its product is annotated as keratin-associated protein 10-8-like. Gene Ontology annotation, cellular component: keratin filament. The coding region runs from base 1 to 726 and encodes 241 amino acids. The record is from RefSeq and is a predicted model, not a curated record. NCBI's taxonomy places the organism in Eukaryota, Metazoa, Chordata, Mammalia, Carnivora, Felidae. The transcript has a single exon.
AUGGCCGCGUCCACCCUGUCCGUCUGCUCCGGCGACCUGAGCUAUGGCAGCCGCGUCUGCCUGCCCGGGGCCUCGGACUCCUGCCCCGACUCCUCCUGGCAGGUGGACGACUGCCCAGAGAGCUGCUGCGAGCCCCCGUGCUGCGCCCCGGCCCCCUGCCUGACCCUCCUGUGCGGCCCCUCCUCCCCCUACCAGGGAGACUGCUGCACCCCUGCGUGCUGCAAGCCCGUGUGCUGCACCCCUGUCUGCUGCAAGCCCGUCUGCUGCACCCCUGCGUGCUGCAAGCCCGUGUGCUGCACCCCUGUGUGCUGCAAGCCUGUCUGCUGCACCCCUGUGUGCUGCAAGCCCGUGUGCUGCACCCCUGUCUGCUGCAAGCCCGUCUGCUGCACCACUGUAUGCUGCAAGCCCGUCUGCUGCACCCCUGUGUGCUGCGAGGACUCCCCCUGCUCAGCCCCCUCCUGCUGCCAGCCCAGCCCCUGCUGCAGACCCUCCUCCUGCGUGUCCCUGCUCUGCCGCCCCGUGUGCAGGCCCGCCUGCUGCGCCCCUGUCUGCUGCAAGCCCGUCUGCUGCACCCCUGUGUGCUGCGAGGACUCCCCCUGCUCAGUCCCCUCCUGCUGCCAGCCCAGCCCCUGCUGCAGACCCUCCUCCUGCGUGUCCCUGCUCUGCCGCCCCGUGUGCCCCCGCCCUGCCUGCUGUGUGCUCGCCUCGGGCCAGUCCUGCUGCUGA